AUGGCUCACAAGUCAUCCACAGACACGCCCAACAAGCAACAGCAAAAAGCGCACCAGCAAAACACCGCAAAACGCGACAACAACAAUAAAUCACUAACACACUCUGGCAAUAGCGGGUUACUCGCUAGCAGUAUACAGAGUAUGGGAACACCUGCAAAGAAGAGCGAUUUAUACGCUGGCCCGACAUUUCAUCAUUCUCCUGCGCCGGCAAAAUUACCGCCACCGCCAUUUCUGUCGAGUAGCGCAUCCUCACAGCAGACCAUCAUGCAGCAAUUUGCAGGGAUGAUGGGUGGUGGUCUUCAACAGCAACAGCAACAACAACAACCACUACAGUCUGGUAUGACGGCGGAUGAAGUCGUGGAUGCAUCACCCUUAGGGUUUCUAUUCCGUGCGAAAGAACGAGAAGAGCGGGUUGCAGGAGAACCAUCAAGUCUCUCUCAUCACGCGCUGAGUAUGCAUCUCGGCCAACAACAACUGCAUCACCCGACAAACCGGCAUUCCCCGCCAUUAUCGGUGGAUUACACAGAUGAUGAUGAGAGUGUCUUUGCAGAUCUGACAUCACCCGUCCAGCCCGCUACUGCACAAUUUCAGGGACCUGCAAGUAUUCAGGCGGUCAAGAAACCAGCGUGGCAACCUAUUGAACGGCCGCCGACGUUGAGUCUGGCAGAGAUCCAGCGGGAGCCUGAGGAAGUGAUGAUGCCUGUUGCUGAAAGACAAGUGGCGACGAAGCGGCCAAAGAAGGCAGCGAGUGGCGUGUCUACACCACAACAGCAGCAAACUCGAAAGAGCACGAACGUACAUGAUAAGCAGCAGCAGCGCUCAAUGAAGCAAGAAGGAGGGGACAGCGCACCCAAGUCGCAGCGACGUAAACGCAAAGAUGUCACUGCUGUGAAUGGUAGUCCAUCGUUACCCAAGAUGAUCCUGAAGAGAGAACCUGCUGCGUCUGGUUCUGGUGGUGAAUUGUCUUCUUCCUCUCCACCACCCGUACAAGCCAGUACGGCAAGGAAGAGCAAAGCGACCCGACAAUCGUCGGCGUCUGAAUUUCAGCCCUUGAAGAAACCAUCUCCACAGCCAGUUCAUGCAACACCGACAAUUUUGAAGCGUGCAAAGGAUGAAGUCAAGCAAGCGUCUGCAUCUGUGGCGAUCAAGCCUGCCUCUUUGCAGGGAGAGGAUGACGAUGCACAGCUGCUUCGAGAGGCGUCCAAUUUGGUUAAACUACUGAGUUUGAAUCCAGCAACGGAGCAAGACCGUCCCAUGACGCCGUUAUCGAACCGUGCUGCAUUGCAACAGAGCGCGAUUGGUACGCCACGCGAAACUGCCGUGUCGUCUGGUAUGGCGACACCGCAGCGACAAGAAGAACAAGAUGGCGAUCGAUCACUAGCGGAUCAGCAGACAGAGUUGGCAUUGCACCGAAUGUUGGGCCUUUCGCAGCCUUCUAGCUCAGGAGGCACACCAACGAGUUUCCGGGAGAGCGGUGGUGAGAAGAAUGGACAUGAGGUAACGCCCAGCACGUUGGAGAUGGAUCUGCGCAAGUUGCUCCACUUGUCUGCGUGA
Protomyces lactucae-debilis is the source of this 1554-nucleotide messenger RNA. RefSeq lists its product as uncharacterized. The coding region runs from base 1 to 1554 and encodes 517 amino acids. Lineage: Eukaryota; Fungi; Ascomycota; Taphrinomycetes; Taphrinales; Protomycetaceae. The record is from RefSeq and is a predicted model, not a curated record. The transcript has a single exon.